GAAAGAAAGAGAUAGAACGGAAGCGGAUAUGAGGACCGAUAUGUCGAAGACCUCAUUCUACCACGUGCAGAGGUACAGUCAACAUGAAGCGUCCCAAGCUGAAGAAGGCGAGUAAGAGGGUCUCCUGUUCCCAACGUUACAAGAUCCAGAAGAAGGUUCGAGAACAUCACAGAAAACUCAAAAAAGAGGCUGGCAAGAAAGGAGUGGGGAAAAGAGCGAAGAAGGAUCUUGGCGUCCCCAAUAUUGCACCUUUCAAAGAGGAGGUUCUCAGAGAAGCAGAACAGAGGAAGCUGAAGGUUGAAGAAGAAAAAGAGAAAAGGAAGAAAGAAAAAAUAGAUGAGCGAGCCAAGAGGAAAAAGGAGAGGGAUGCGCCGCGUUCAGAAAGCGAGAAUCCAAAGGCCAAGAAGGCUCGAAUGGACACGGAUGAAAAGGAAGUGUCAAAGAAGAGUGCCAUCAAGACAUAUACAAAGCAGUUUCUUUGUAGUGAAAUAAACACGGUAAUUGAUCAAUCUGAUGUCAUAUUAGAAGUGUUGGAUGCCAGAGAUCCACUGGGCUACCGGUGUCCACAGCUGGAGGAAGCGGUUCUGACGAGGCCUGGCAACAAGAAGCUGCUGCUUGUCCUGACCAAAAUAGAUUUGGUGCCUCAGGAAAAUGUCGAGAAGUGGAUCCAGUGUCUUGAGAAGGAGUUUCCAGUUGUGGCGUUCAAGGCGUCUACACAGCUCGUGGACAAAACCGUGCAAGAGAAGAAGCGGAGAUUUCCUGAUUCGCUUGACAAAUCCCGAGCUUCCCUGUGUUUCGGUAAUGCUUGUCUCUUCGCCCUGCUGGAGAGCUACCAGGCCACCUCCAAACCCGAAGGGACACUCAAAGUAGGCGUAGUCGGCUUCCCUAACGUUGGAAAGAGCAGUCUCGUCAACACGAUGAAGGGGAUACGAGCGUGCAACGCUGGGGUAAAGAGGGGCAUCACAAAGACCAUGCAGGACGUGUUUAUCCAGAAGAAUCUAAAGUUGUACGACAGCCCGGGCAUCGUGGCGUCCCCGUCCAACCCACCGGCCUCCAUGGCCCUGCGGAGCCUUCAGGUGGAGGAGGGAGAGGAGAAGGCUCUGGAGGCCGUGAGGACGCUGCUGAAGCAGUGCGACAAGGUCCAGGUAAUGCUCCAGUACAACAUACCAGACUACAGAAACUCUUUGGAAUUUAUAACGUUAUUGGCAAAGAAACGUGGCUAUCUGAUGAAGGGUGGAGUUGCUAACAUGGAGCAAUCGGCGAACACUUUCCUGGAUGAUUGGACAGGGGCCAAGCUGAGUUAUCACUGCAGGGUAGAGGGCCUCAGCCUGCCCCCCUACCUCUCUGAGACCGUGGUUACCGAGAACAAGAAGGGCCUGAAUCUCCUCAAACUCCAAACAGGAAACGAGGCAACUCUUCAAGGUGUUAAAUAUCCCAACAAGGCCAGUAGCAUAAGCCUGAUCUCUAAAGGCCCCACAGCCGGUCUGUUGAGUCCCACAAACGUCGUCCAGAAGCCGGUGCCAAAACCGAGGGAAGAGGUGAAAGAGCUGGAGGUGCUCAACAGAGAAUCUGGACCAGUGGAAGAUACCAAGGAUGUACAGAAAACUGCUAACAAAAAUAAAAACAACAAAGUCCAAUUCCAGUCAGUUCCAGUUGGUACCAGCCCAAACAACGACACCUAUGACUUUAACACCGAUUUCAAAUGAGCACCAGUUUUGGUUUCCUUUUGAACCCAAGAUCGCCCACCUCUUUACUUGCAUACAAUCUAAUGGAUACUGUUCAUGGAGUAUGUCCUGUGAUAAACGUUUUGAGUUGAUUUAUAAACUUCCUUCAGAUUGUGUAUAUAGCCUACAUUUAAUAAACACUUAAUGGAU
Molecule: messenger RNA, 1874 nt
Organism: Gadus morhua (Atlantic cod)
Lineage: Eukaryota; Metazoa; Chordata; Actinopteri; Gadiformes; Gadidae
Gene: gnl3
Product: G protein nucleolar 3
Exons: 15
Coding region: 84-1706 (540 amino acids)
Cellular component (GO): nucleolus
Molecular function (GO): GTP binding
Source: RefSeq, a predicted model, not a curated record